Staurois parvus is the source of this 699-nucleotide messenger RNA. Lineage: Eukaryota; Metazoa; Chordata; Amphibia; Anura; Ranidae. The record is from the annotation of a GenBank genome assembly.
AUGGCACAAAGACAGGCCAACCGACCAGUCAUCCCUCCUCGAAGACAGGGUUUCAAAGUGUGUUACAUCUGCGGAAGAGAAUUUGGUUCAAAGUCUAUUGCCAUACAUGAACCCAAAUGCCUAGAAAAAUGGCACGUAGAGAAUCAAAAUCUGCCUAAACAUCUCAGAAGACCAGCCCCAGUGAAACCCCAGGUGGCUGCACAUAGUUCCUCUAGUGAGAAUGAAGCUGCUUGGCAAAGUUCUCAAGCACAACUUUUACCGUGUGGGAAUUGUGGUCGUACUUUUCUUCCUGACAGACUUCUUGUGCACCAGAAAAGCUGUAAACCAAAAGAUAAGAAUUUAGGUUCUGCCCAUAUAACAGUUAACAAGACUGUAACACAUACCAGUUCCUUGACAGCAUCUAAAACAGCCAAACCAAAAACAUUAAUUUGUUACAUCUGUGGAAGGGAGUUUGGAACCAAAUCUCUCCCAAUCCAUGAACCAAAAUGCCUUGAGAAAUGGAAAAUAGAAAAUGAUAGGUUACCUAAAGGACAAAGGAGACCCAUUCCUCAGAAACCUCAGAUGGCUUUUUCUAAAGAGGAAGCAGCCUGGCAGAGUGCCCAGAGCCAACUGGUUGCUUGUGAUGUUUGUGGACGCACCUUCAUGCCAGACAGGCUCCUUGUCCACCAAAGGUCCUGUAAACCAAAAAAAACAAAGUAG